Molecule: messenger RNA, 875 nt
Organism: Marmota monax (woodchuck)
Lineage: Eukaryota; Metazoa; Chordata; Mammalia; Rodentia; Sciuridae
Gene: Nppa
Product: natriuretic peptide A
Exons: 3
Coding region: 102-617 (171 amino acids)
Biological process (GO): receptor guanylyl cyclase signaling pathway; cGMP biosynthetic process; neuropeptide signaling pathway
Cellular component (GO): extracellular region; cytoplasm; nucleus
Molecular function (GO): hormone receptor binding; hormone activity
Source: RefSeq, a predicted model, not a curated record
AUCGCUGCAAGUGACAGAAUGGGGAGGUUCUGGCCCUGCUGCAUGCUCAGACGGCAGGGGCUAUAAAAACGGGAGGCGCUGGGCAGCGGAGACAGUGACGGAUGCAGGCCAAGGAAGGGGAGCCAGAGAGGAGGGAGAAGAGGCAGCAAACACCCCACCGUCCCUCGACCGCCGCCGGCAUGGGCUCCUUCUCCGCCGUCGCCGUGAGCCUCCUCCUCUUCCUGAUGUUCCAGCUUCCAGGCCAAGCAGGAGCCAAGCCCGUGUACAGCGCCGUGUCCAGCGCAGACCUGGCGGAUUUCAAGAAUUUGCUAGACCGUUUGGAGGAGAAGAUGCCUUUAGAAAAUGAGGUUCCCUCACGAGUCCUAGGCGAGCAGAAUGACGAAGCAGGGCCAGCUCUCCCUGAUGAGACUUCCUGGACCGGGGAGGUCAGCCCAGACCAGGGAGAUGGGGCUGGCCCCGGGCGGGACCCCUGGGACUCUGCUGAUCGCUCUGCCCUCUUGAGAAACAAGCCGACGGCCCCUCGGAGCCUGCCGAGAUCCAGCUGUUUCGGGGGAAGGAUGGACAGGAUUGGAGCCCACAGUGGCCUGGGCUGUAACAGCUUCCGGUACGGAAGAUAACAGCCUGGCCGGGCAGACUGCAGGAGACCCUCGACCCGGGGUCUCACCAAGUUUGGUCUCAUCGCAUUGCCACUGAGUCGGGAUGAGCACACUGUUGGAGCUUCAACUUCCUGUCAACAUUUCUCACAUCUGAUGCUAAAUGUAGAUCAAGUGGCUUAGCUGUGGCUCCUCUGCCGCUCCCACCCCAUGCGUCACUGUCAACCCCACCUACUACUGAAAGCCUUGCAAAACCAAUAAACUUCAGCACCUCGGACAGAA